Messenger RNA from Candidula unifasciata, 1212 nucleotides. The record is from the annotation of a GenBank genome assembly. NCBI's taxonomy places the organism in Eukaryota, Metazoa, Mollusca, Gastropoda, Stylommatophora, Geomitridae.
AUGGCUGAAAACACUGAAGGAGAAGAUUUUACUGAUGCUGAUAUAUCCAAGAUGGGUUUUGAUAAAGAGAAAGGAGAAUUUUUCGGUCUUCCAGAAUCCUGGCUGCAGCUUUUGAAGAGCUCAAAUAUUUCAAAAGAGGAACAAAUGGAAGAUCCUGAAGGUGUCCUGAACAUGUUUAAAAACUACUUUGCAGCCGUCAAGCAAAGACCAUCUCUGACACAGUUUAUGCUGUUUGCUACAGAUGAGGCAGCUGACCCUAAUGCAGUGGACAGCACAGAUGGUGAUAAACAUUUAAUACGACGGGAGCCAAAAACAAAUUUAACUGACAGGGAAAUCAAUGAAACACUGAGGAAAAUGGCUAGUCCUGGUGAUGCAAAUGACAAAUACGAAAUUAAAGAAGUGCUUGGUGCAGGGGCAUCAGGCACAGUUCGUUUGGCUAAACUCAAAACUUCAAGCCAGUUGGUGGCCAUAAAAAUGAUGGAUUUGAAUCGGCAGCCACGCAAGGACCUCAUCAUUCAGGAAAUUGAGAUCAUGAAGCAGAACAGACAUGUCAACAUUGUCAACUUCCUGGAUUGCUAUUGUGUUAAAAAUGAAUUGUGGGUAGUUAUGGAGUAUCUAGAUGGUGGAAAUCUGGCAGACGUCGUAACGAGGUUUGUUCUGGAUGAAAGACAGAUCGCCACAGUUUGUCAUGAAUGUCUGGGAGCUCUUGCAUUUCUGCAUAGUAGAGGCAUUAUUCAUAGAGAUAUCAAGAGUGACAAUAUACUGGUGGCUUUGAAUGGAGCUGUCAAACUGACUGACUUUGGCUUCUGUGCCCAACUUAAUCGGGAGAAGAAUGCCAGGAACACAAUGAUAGGAACACUGUGCUGGAUGGCCCCUGAAGUAGUUGCCAGCCAAAAGUACAGCUAUAAAAUUGAUAUAUGGAGUCUUGGGAUCACAGUGAUUGAAAUGUUGGAAGGGAGACCACCAUAUUUGAAUGAAUUUCCUCUGAGAGUUAUUUAUCUGAUCAAAACAAAGGCCAGACCUCCUAUACAUGAUGAGCACAAACUGUCACCAGAACUCAGGGAUUUUCUCCACAAAUGCUUGGAGGCCAAAGUGGAGCAACGAGCCAGUGCCCGUCAGCUGUUGGACCAUCCACUUAUACGAAAGGCCUUACCACCAGCUAAGUCUCUGAGCCCUGUCAUACAGGCAGCUCAUGACGCUAGAAAAAAAUGA